UUCAGUUAUUGGUAUACACAGCUGAGCGUAAAGUAGAACGCAGAAUAUUACAAUCAAUGUACUCAAGUGUGGUGUAUGUACAUACAAAUGUGUGUUGUGUGACACAGUGUAUUCAAUAAGUUAUUAUGUAUAUGUAUUUAUAAUAUUUGAAAAUAUGAAAGAGUUAUAAAAAUUUUACGCACCUACCUACGUAAGACUCAAAAUGAAAAAUAUUCCUGAUAUCGCGUAUAACUUUUAAUUUAUCGCAUAAAUUUUCUAUCGUGAUUGUACGUAUCAUCUAUGAAGUGAAUAUAUUAUCAAUAGCUAUAUACAAAUCGCACUUUGCCAAAUCGAAUAUUAAUCGUAUUAUCGUAUCGCGUUACAAAAUGGACAAGGAGACUAAAGAAAAUCGAAGAGACAGUGAUUCAAAUGAAGAGAAACAAAAUAUUUCAUUGGCUCCAUUAGAAGUAGAAGAUCAUUCUGAAAUGGAGAAAUUAGGCAGAUAUAUAGCUAAAAAAUUAAGACUUAUUGAUUUGUCAACCAAUAAUCAUAGCGAUGAAUUACAACAGUCUGUUCUUCGUAAAUUUGAUUUAGAUGGAAUUGUUGAAUAUAUUAAAGAAAAAGCGAAUUGCAAAAUUAUUACUAUGGCAGGUGCUGGAAUCUCUACAUCUGCUGGAAUACCAGAUUUUCGUUCUCCAUCUAGUGGACUUUAUCAUAAAUUAGAUAAAUAUAAUUUACCACAUCCACAAGCUAUUUUUGAACUAGUUUUUAUGAAGAAUCCAGAACCAUUCUUCACACUUGCAAAGGAAUUACUUCCUGAAGGUUUCAAUCCAACAAAGAGUCAUUAUUUUAUUCGUUUACUAUGGGAAAAGGGUCUUUUGUUACGGCAUUAUACACAAAAUAUUGAUACUCUGGAACGUAUAGCUGGAUUACCAUCUGACAAACUAGUGGAAGCUCAUGGAACAUUUCAUACUGGUCAUUGUCUUAAAUGUCGAGAAUCAUAUGAACUUCCAUGGAUGAAAGAAAAAAUAAUAGAAGGCUUAAUACCCAAAUGCGACAAAUGUGAUGAAGGUGUUGUAAAACCUGACAUAGUCUUUUUUGGUGAAAUGCUACCCGAACGUUUCCAAAUACUUGCUGAUCAAGAUUUUGUACAAGCUGAUCUUUUAAUUAUUAUGGGAUCAAGUUUAGUAGUACAACCUUUUGCAUCACUAGUAGAUAGGGUACGAGCUACUUGUCCUCGUCUACUUAUCAACAAUGAAAAAGUAGGUAUGCAAGAUCGUAUAUCGCGUUUCUUAGGAUUACGGCAGGGCUUGGUAUUUGAUACGAAGAAUGCGCACGGAGGACGCGACGUAGCUUGGUUAGGUGACUGCGACACAGGUUGCCAACUAUUAGCAGAUAAACUUGGCUGGGGGGAUGAAUUGCAAGCCCUCAUGCAAAGAGAACAUGAAAAUUUGAAGAAAGAAAAGGAUAGUGGCAACUGAUUGAAUAAUAAUCGUUGAUCUUUUCUCUAAAAAAAAUAAAAAAAAUAUAGUUUUAUUAAUAUUUUGUCAUUUGAAAAGAAUAAGUUGAGAAGAUAAAGUUUUAUUUGAAGGAAAAAAUAAAAAACAUUGUUGAAACAUGAAAAUAAAAUUUAGAAUGUAAUUAAUAAUAUUUAUUGAAUAUCUUAUCAGUGUAUUGCUUCUUACAAGCAAAAAAAUGAAUAAGUGAUAUGUUGAUGUGUAGUCUUAGAUACUGCUGCUGCUUGCUAUCUUUCUUAAAUAUUUAGCACUUGAUUUCUAUACCAUAUAAGAGAAAUCCAAGUGUAUUAUAAAAACAUGAAUUUUAUAAAAUCUAUGUUUUGUAAUAUUGUAAAUAAGAACAAAAGUGUUUUAUUUUUUUUAAUAGUUCAUUUAAGCUUCUCAAAUGUACAUUGACAAAUAAAAAGAUAAUGUCUACAAUA
Messenger RNA from Pogonomyrmex barbatus (red harvester ant), 1918 nucleotides. It is a transcript of the gene Sirt2, whose product is annotated as NAD-dependent protein deacylase sirtuin-2. NCBI's taxonomy places the organism in Eukaryota, Metazoa, Arthropoda, Insecta, Hymenoptera, Formicidae. The record is from RefSeq and is a predicted model, not a curated record. Gene Ontology annotation, molecular function: NAD+ binding; histone deacetylase activity, NAD-dependent. Gene Ontology annotation, cellular component: nucleus.